GUUCAAUUUUCAUUACAGUAUCAAAAACUUCUAGUUGUAGUGUUCGUGUUAAACUAUACCAAUACAAAAUAAAAUCGUUUAAGAUGCGUGCUUCGUAAAGUUAUACUGCUGUAAAGCGAAUUGUAAGCAAAAUGUUAGCUUCUGAGGUUGUCUCUAGCAACCGAGAUAUUUUAAACCCGCUUAAAUCCACUGGAAAGCAACUACUUUCGGAUAUUGUCACAAGACAUCAAGAAUGCAAUGUACUCCAGACAACCGAACAAGCUGGCGACGUCUUGGACCUUCUGGACUCUCAGUUCUACGAAGUACUCCACACAUGCGAAGAAUCCCAUCUGGGACUCUUGAAAACAUAUCUGGAAGGAAAGCUGGUUCUGGAACUUCAAGACAGGCAAGACCUCAACGCAAUCAAUGCUCGAAACAUUUUAAGUUACUUUGACAAGCUAUCAACUGUCACAGACCGAAGAAAGUGUCUGGAAAUAUGUGCCUGUCUUAUCAACGGCGAGAGUUCCGUUCCCUGGUUAAGAGAAUCGGAGGCCGAUGACGUCAUAAAACGGCCAAUGACUACAGAAAGCCGACCGACCACCUCUCGUGUCAAGACACCUCUCGGAUCUACACGUAGUCAGGCCACAAACAGAUCGCAGUUCAGUUUGCGACGAGAAAAGUCGGCAAUUUUAGACGCGUACGAGACAACAUACGACCGGCAAUUUCAUCGUCCCCUGACUGCAACGUGCAUUACACGACCACUCUCGGCUUACCCGAGUGCUGCCGACGAACUGGGUGACUUGCGAAAGCAUUACACCUCUUCGUACAGUACACAGUUUUACGAGAAAGAGCCGAGCAAAAUGGAGCCAAUUCGUUCGGGUUCUGGCAGUGGAAACCGACGGAACAAUCCACACCCCUUGAGGCCAUUUAUGAUGUACCAGUUGCCUAGAAGCCAGCCUUUUGGCCUGAUGAUUCCACAAACUCCCGAUUUCGGAGACCGGAAAGUUCAGUCGGCAAUCCGAGCUAAAACUUCGUCUUCGUAUUUCCAUAAUUACCUAGGGUUGCCGCCUGGUGUUAACAUCAAAUCUGCAUUCAACGCGGAGCGAGAGCCAAAAAGUGAGCAAAACAUGCGACUUCAGAGGUCAAACAGCUGCUUCGAGACGACCACAGGUCGUGUUUUUCGAAACCCUGAGUCGCCUCAGCAUCUGAGACAGGAAAACUACACGAGACAUGGGUGCAACAAAAACUUGGAAAAAGUUGCCGGAUCCAUUGUUCCGACUGCAAGUCAGAGGCUGCUGUUACAUCCGAUACGCGGUCAUGCCACGACAUACGAAUCGGAGUUCGUGCCGAGGCCCAUUCCGAAGCUCAUUCCGACUCGUUGGCCAAAACCGAAAGAGGAAAUAUACGGCGGAAUCGACAAAGUCCCGACAGAGUUAGCUGAAAAGAAGUUUGUUGUGAACAAAAGUGAGAUUUUGAACUGGGCAAAAGAAAAUAACGAAGAAUCGAAGAAAGAAACUGAAAUUACCAAAGAAAACGGCGAGGAGCAACUUGUGAACGAUGAACAAUUAUAAAUAAAUUUACAAAAAUACAAUAUUUGUGCUGGCA
This is a messenger RNA of Symsagittifera roscoffensis, 1584 nucleotides long. RefSeq lists its product as uncharacterized. The transcript has a single exon. Gene Ontology annotation, cellular component: cytoplasm. The record is from RefSeq and is a predicted model, not a curated record. NCBI's taxonomy places the organism in Eukaryota, Metazoa, Xenacoelomorpha, Acoela, Convolutidae. The coding region runs from base 132 to 1550 and encodes 472 amino acids.